Molecule: messenger RNA, 2734 nt
Organism: Colletotrichum godetiae
Lineage: Eukaryota; Fungi; Ascomycota; Sordariomycetes; Glomerellales; Glomerellaceae
Product: heterokaryon incompatibility protein
Exons: 2
Coding region: 448-2478 (676 amino acids)
Source: RefSeq, a predicted model, not a curated record
CUCAUCCCUGCUUCCCAUCGUCACAUUUACCUACUUGACGAAUUCUUCCCAUCAAAGUCGGAACGGCCUCUAGCAUCGCCUACCAUGUAUUGCAGCUCAUUGAUGAUGGGAUGCUUUUUGGGUUCCCAGAAGUUCUGUAUGGCAGCGUCUUCGACUAACCCUACCGUCAGCUAAGGUAAUCAGAUGCCUUCGGCGGACAUGGGGCCCGGCAGAACUUGGCGUAUUACCUGCAUAUUUAGGACAGGCGAAGUUUCAAUGACCUAUAGGAUCUUCGCGAUCCAUUCAACUUAGUGUCCCACUGGCUAGCAUGGUAUCAGCUGUUCGUGGCUGGCACGAGGGACUGUCCUCACUCCACAGCUUCACAGCUUCGUACUCCUCAUGCCGUCGGCAAGAGAUUAACAUUGCCAUUCUGUCGCUUGAGAUAUCAGGAGACCUAAUACAACAACCAUGUCUCUCUGCAAAGUCUGUUCAGAGCUCAACAUUGACCAGCUAGACGCCACAGAUGUUCGUUUUCACCCCAGCCUCAAGGCUCUCCAGCGAAGUGCCGCGACGAAGUGUCCCUUCUGCACCCUGUGCUACACUCGUGUAAUGGAAGACAACCAUCAUACCGUCACCGACGCCCUUCUUAAUGAUCAGAUACCUCCAGGCUACGAGGAAGAGUCCUUUGUCCAGAGCAUCUGGCUCCAGGGCGAGGUGAGGCAAGGCAACCGCGGCGUCAGCGACCAAAUUCCAGGAUGUGCCAUCUGGAUCUCGUGUGGAAGAAUGCAUCCGGAUGCUGGUCUGGAAGAGACGAAUCGCCCCGGGAUGCCAUUUGCCUCGCGUCUAUCUCUUUUUGCUUUGACCUUCUGCAGAAGCCGGACAACGCCGGCAGCGCGCAAGUACAUCGAACGGUACAUAAGUGCGGACCACGAUCCUGAUGUCUACAUGCAUCUUGCAAGUUGGCGUUUGAAAAAGUGCAAAGACUCUCACAAGUUCUGCAAACCGAGGUCCUCGGAGAUGCCAACUCGCGUCAUUGCGGUCGGCAAGAACAAUGAAAAUCCGAAACUGAUAGUCACAAAUGGCCUUACAGAGUCAUACAUUGCUCUGUCUUAUUGCUGGGGUCCCGGGACAGAUACCUUCAAGCUGACGCAUCAGACCAAAAAUGAGCUCUUGCAUGGCGUCGUUCAAGAGAAGCUGACCAGGGCUCAUCAAGAGUCCAUCCGUUUUGCGCGCUCUCUUGGCAUUGAAUACCUCUGGAUCGAUGCGCUUUGCAUAAUACAAGGCGAUGCCGAUGACUGGGCCUUGGAAUCGCAGCGCAUGGCACAUGUGUACGGUAAUGCGGCUUUGACCAUCAUCGCUGGCCGUUCGGAUGAUGCUCGCAACGGCUUCCUUACGAAUGGACUUCAACAAAAGGUCCCUCCUUGCGCGUUGCCGCUUGGUCCAAACACGGAAGAUACUAUCAACGUCUGUCUUCCAAGAUCUACUGUUGUCGGACCCGUGUCCACGCGAGGGUGGUGUUUUCAGGAAGAAAAACUCUCAACUCGGUCCAUCGUAUUCGGUCAGGAGCAGAUCAUCUACCAAUGCCGCGAGGAGAAGAACUGGGAGGACGGGCAAGUCGAUUUUCAGGAUCUCAAGCCCACCUUCCUCACCCCUGGCUUUUCCACGGGUGCUCCUCACUCAGCGGCGGACAAAGAGACUACUCUUAUGAUGUGGUACGAGUUCGUCGACCUGUUCACGAUGAGGGCUCUAUCGAAUCCGCAUGACGUCUUCGCGGCCAUCGCAUCCAUCGCGAUCCUUGCGCAAGAGGUGCUGAAAUCUCGCUAUCUCGCGGGCAUUUGGGAAGAAGAUCUCGUAAGAGGCUUGUUGUGGAAACCACGCAAUCAGGUGCACGCAUUUUUCAGCACCUCAUUAACGCGUCCGAAACCAACUCCCUUUGCCCCAGCGCCGGUGAUCCGCGCGCCGUCGUGGUCUUGGGCGUCUGUCGAAGGCCCGCUCCAUCGCAUCUACAAUCCAAGGAAAUCGAAGCUAUUUCAAGACGGCAAUUACAUCAAGAUUAGACCUAGUCUGGGGACCAGAUGGACGGCCGCAGAAGACUGCGACGUGAAUACUCUCCACAUGCCGUCUUGUACACUGCAAAUCUCGGGACGUACUGCAAAGGCAACUCUGAUCAAGACGGGCAUUGUUGAAUGGUUUGAGGCGGACAAGUCAAGAAAGCGAUGGCUUCCUUACAAGAAAAUGCUGAGUCACUCAGUCUUGCUCGUUUCAACUGAAAAUAAGUCAGAUCCAACAAGAAACGAAGAUAAGGUCGUUGCUGUGGGGGCCUUUGAUGUGCCCGAGGAAGCAGAACAAUUCGAAGAGGUUUGGGGUCUUCCGCUGAUUGACAAAGAGGGGUUGAUGAUUGUUCCGCAUGAGGGAAAAUGGAAGCGGGCUGGGUGGUUCUGUUUAAGAGAUGAAUCUUGGUUUGAGACUAAGCCGGAGGUUGAGAUAGAUCUCGUAUAAUGCUAAACUUCCUCAGACCAGCCAUGCCCUUUCCAAUGAUAUAUAGAGAGAUCUGUCUCAUGCAGCGACUGAACCGGCCCUCGUGAUCUCCUGCUGUCUCUUUUUUGCCUCUACCGAAGCCUUGCGAGGGUUCUCUGCCUCGAAUACUUCAUCGAGCUCCUCUAGUGUGAACCCCUUUGUCUCGACGAAGAGGAAAUACAUGAACAGCAUUUCGAAACUGUCCCAGGCCACGAAGAAGACAUAAAACCAAUAACCA